This is a messenger RNA of Bemisia tabaci, 861 nucleotides long. RefSeq lists its product as uncharacterized. NCBI's taxonomy places the organism in Eukaryota, Metazoa, Arthropoda, Insecta, Hemiptera, Aleyrodidae. The record is from RefSeq and is a predicted model, not a curated record.
AAAAUUCCGCGCCUCAACUCUAAACAAUCUCCACAGAGGUGAAAAAGCUCUGAAAAGUAGCCCCGGUAUAAAUUAACGGCGACCUGGAUCGCGGCUGCAAUUUCCUUAUCGUUCGACUGUGAGAUCCGCGACGCUCCAGCAGAGAUGUCUUACGCCGUGUUCGCUGUCUUGGCCUGCGUGGGCAUGGCCCUCGCCGAAAUCCCGUUGGACUACCCGGAGGCCGACUACAGGACCCCGUAUACUUCUUCCUACUCGUACCCUCUCAGCACAUCUUACUCGUCGUACUCCUACCCGGUUUCGAGCUACUCCUCUUACUCGUCGUACCCUGCUUACAACGACGGACGGAUCUACUCUACCAGCUACUACCCGGCUUCAUCUUACUCCUACUCGUCCUACUCCAUCGGGAAACACGCCGGAUCCCACAGCCCUUGCGCCGCCCCGGUCCCAGAGAUCAAGCCUGUCACCGUCCAGUCCCAGCACCCAGUCCCGUACACCUUCGGGCUCCCUCUCACCCCUAAGGUGCUUGAACACCACUCAGCCCCGCAAAUGAUCAACUACUAUGCCCAGCCGUACGUUGUGAAACACCACCAGAGCGCAGUCCUCCACGCCUACACUCAGAAACCUGUGAUCGUCGACAACUACGAGCAUCCUCAAGUUCAUGAGCUUGAAGGACCCCAAGCCGUCAUCGUCGAAGAAGUCUGCCCCCCAGGACACGGCGCUGCCAUCUCCCCCGUCUCCGCCCAUCCUUGCAAAUAAUUUCGAAAUUCCCUCCUUUGUGAGUAAUUGACCACAAGUGUAUAAAGUCGUUGUCUUGUUAAUGUUCCUCAGAUCUGAAUACAACUGUUAUUGUUUUCAAUAAGA